GCGCUUUACGGCUGCUAACAGUGGUGGAGUGAUACGGACUCGGAGCAGGGCAGACAUCUUUAUUACGCACGACGUGCUCCUUUACGUGUUCGCUGGUUGCCAAGGAGCCGGUGCGGCUAGAGAAGCGGAGCAGCUGGUUGGGUGGAAAGGAGCAACAAUUGGUGGAUUUGCAGAAGAUGGAAGGCGCUGCUUCCGCUGUUCCACCAUCCAGUGUGGAGAUUGAGGAAGCCAGAGAAAAUGUAGACCCGCCAUUCUCAGAGAUCCUAAGUGGAGAUUCCUCAAAAAGUCAUGGAGGACUUCAUGGUCCUACCUCUCAAAAAGAAGUGCAAGAUAACCAGACUCAGCGUGUGGAGCAGCAAUUGUUAGACAGUGGGGAACUUCCAGUUGAAGAGCAACCAAGACCUCGGCGUGGAGGGUGGACUAAAGGACGCAAGAGGAAAAGAAGCCCACGUGAUAACAAUGCUCCUAAAGCUCCACUGACGGGAUAUGUACGCUUCAUGAAUGAAAGAAGGGAACAGCUAAGAACGGAGCGUCCAGACGUCCCAUUUCCAGAAAUUACCAGGAUUGUUGGUAGUGAAUGGAGCAAGUUGCCUGCUGAAGAGAAACAGCGUUACCUGGAUGAAGCGGAAAGAGACAAGGAACGGUAUACAAAGGAACUGCAGCAGUAUCAGAAAACAGAGGCCUACCGAUCUUACAGCCGCAAGGCACAGAGUCGUCAGAAGGGGAGGCAGCAGAGGCAGGAAGGAUCCCGUACAAUCUCCAGUGACCCUGAGAAAGACGUGGUUCUGAAGGAAAGGCCAAUGUUUGAAAUUCCAAUCUUCACUGAGGAAUUCCUGAAUCACAGCAAAGCGCGAGAAGCAGAGCUAAGACAGCUCCGAAAAUCAAACAUGGAGUUUGAGGAACGAAAUGCCGCAUUACAGAAACAUGUGGAAAGCAUGAGAUCUGCCGUUCAGAGACUAGAGGCCGAGUUCAACCAAGAACAGGGGAGAAACACUCUGCUGCAGCAACACCUACAAAAUGUCCGCCAGACACUUACACAUUACUUACGGACUGUCCCUAUUCCAGGUACUAAUGAGACCCCAACCCAGGAGACUAUUGACUCUUACAUGAGCCGCCUGCAAAGUGCUAUGCUUACGCAUCCCAAGGAAAGCGAGGCGCUAAUCUCUGGCGUCCGAGAAGUGUUAAGUCAGCUGGAAGGUUGAAGAGGAAUCUCACAUCCUUGACACUUUGAGGACCUUCUGGUGACCUCCUCUGCAGAAAGAAGGUGUCUAGCCACAGUGGUGCAAAACUGUUGAGGGAACUCUGAGGACUGGAGCAGAUGUAAUCUAGUCCUUCUUCCCCUGUGCCGCUAACGGUUUGCAGCACUGCAUGCAGUAUGUGAAUAAAUAAUGAUUGCUGUUUUCGCUUGGUGUAUGCUGUCUUAACACUAUUCAAAGUAAACAUCCCUUUUUAGUGGAAA
This is a messenger RNA of Bufo gargarizans (Asiatic toad), 1459 nucleotides long. RefSeq names its product high mobility group 20A (gene HMG20A). Bases 177 to 1202 code for a protein of 341 amino acids. Gene Ontology annotation, cellular component: nucleus. Lineage: Eukaryota; Metazoa; Chordata; Amphibia; Anura; Bufonidae. The record is from RefSeq and is a predicted model, not a curated record. Gene Ontology annotation, biological process: regulation of gene expression. The transcript has 10 exons.